Molecule: messenger RNA, 1680 nt
Organism: Rhizophagus irregularis DAOM 181602=DAOM 197198
Lineage: Eukaryota; Fungi; Glomeromycota; Glomeromycetes; Glomerales; Glomeraceae
Source: RefSeq, a predicted model, not a curated record
AUGGCAUGUUCAAAAAUAUUUUCGGGAGAUUUACCCGAAUUAAUAAGUGAAAUUAUACAAUAUUUUCGGAAUGAUUUAUCAACAUUACACUCAUGCAUUUUAGUUAAUAGAUUAUGGUGUCGUUUGGCAAUUCCUUUAUUAUGGGAAGACCCAUUUUCAAUGAAACCUCCUAAAAAUUAUAUUAUUGAAAUUUACUUACACAAUUUAAAUGAAGAUGAUAAAACAAAAUUAAGUGAACAUGGAAUUAAUAUGGAAUUAAUUCCUUCAAAUACAUUUUUCAAUUAUCCUAAUUUUAUUAAACGUUUAAAUACAUGGAAACUUAUAUGUUCUAUUGAAAAAUGGGUUUCAGCUGUUAAAACUUUAACAACUGAAGAACAAUUUGCUAAUUAUUUUAUGCCAGAAACGAAUUUUUUAUCUCCUUUAUAUCCACAUUUUGAAAAUAUUACAAGUUUAAUUUACAAAUCAUUAUUUAAAAUGUUUAUUAUUGAUAAUGAAAUAAAAUUAAACACUUUCGAAAUUGAAAUUAUAACAGAUAAAGAUCAUGAUUAUUUUAAUGAUGCUCUUGAAUUAAUUUUACAAAAUUCGAAUUUUAUUUGUAAUAUCAAAAUUUUAAAACUUUAUUUGAGUGAUACAAUUAUUUAUCCUUUUUAUUUUCAAUAUCCAAUUAAUGAUAACGCAUUAAUUAAAAAACAUCUUUCACAAAUAAUUAAUUUACAACAAAAUCUAAAGAAAAUUUUAUUUAGUUCCAAUAAUUUUUCUAUAUAUAAUUCCUUAUUAAAAAAUUCUAAUUGUUCAAAUACUUUAAAUACAAUUAUUUUUUAUUCUGUCAAUUUUAAAAAUAUGACUGUUUUAUAUAAAAUAUUUGACCAAUUAAAUGUUUUAGAAUCCAUUCAUAUUCUUUAUUGUUAUUCUUUAGAUACAGAUUUUAUACAACAAAUUAUUAAUUUAACCAAACCAUUUAAAUUAAAAUCAUUAUUUUUGGAUGAAGUAUUACAAAUUGAUCCAUUAAAAUCAUUAUUACAAAAAUCUGGUGAUUUUUUAGAAAAUUUUGGUUUUGGUUAUGGUUUAGGAUUAUAUACAAGUAAUGAAUCAAAACAACAAUUACUUGAAUUAAUUAUAAAAUAUUGUACAAAUAUCAAAUUUUUUGAUUUACCCGGAUUUGAUGAUCAAAAUAUUUAUUCUGCAUUUGAAUUAAUUAAAAAUGUAGCACAAAAUCUUAAUUAUCUUUCUAUUGAUUUUUGUAAAUUAUAUGAUUUUUAUAAUUAUGAUACUAAACUUAGUUCAAUUGUAUUAAGAAAUUUGGGUCAAAUUCUUCCUUUUAAAUUAGAAUAUUUAAGUUUAACACUUAUGAUUAAUACAAAUGAUUUUGAAAUAUUUUUAAAAAAUUCUCAAAAUACUUUUAUUAAAAAAUUAUUAAUUAGUAACAAAAUGCAAGGAGGGAUUGAAGUUAUAUUACCUUAUAUUAAGAAAUAUAUUAUGAAAAAUAAUAGUAUUAAAUAUUUGGCUAUUAUGGAAACAUUUUUUGAAAAUACUACAGAUAUUAUUUUUAAAAGUAAAGAUUUGUUUUCUUUAAUUUCAUUGAAAGACGAGGUAAAGGAAUUUGGUGAACAUAAUAUUAAAGUUCAAAAUUAUUAUGAUUUACAAAUUCAAGUUUGUGAAUUUAUAAAAGAAGUUGAUUAA